Messenger RNA from Ipomoea triloba (trilobed morning glory), 2639 nucleotides. RefSeq lists its product as uncharacterized. The coding region runs from base 255 to 2480 and encodes 741 amino acids. Lineage: Eukaryota; Viridiplantae; Streptophyta; Magnoliopsida; Solanales; Convolvulaceae. The transcript has 11 exons. Gene Ontology annotation, cellular component: Cul4-RING E3 ubiquitin ligase complex. Gene Ontology annotation, molecular function: protein binding. The record is from RefSeq and is a predicted model, not a curated record. Gene Ontology annotation, biological process: cellular response to UV-B.
UGUUCUUGUUCGUAUGUCUUCUACAGUUAAGAACAGUGGGUUGAAUUUUCUUCUUAUUGAUUAGUUCUACCUGCGUUUGCUUGUUCUUGAUAAAGGGUUUCUAAAGUUUAGUUUUUUUGCUGAAUUCUUUGGUCAAGAUUGCUUCAGAGCUCUAAGGAUAUUGUACGUUUGGGUUUGAUUGAAGGUACCUGGAUUCUUGCAAGAGCCACGAUGUGCUACCCAAUUCUGCAAUACUAUCAGCACUGUAUAAGGCCAUGUUGCAGAAAAGAAUACAGCAGGAGUGCACCAUUGUGCUUUCGCUUGAUGAGCUGGAGGAUUCUGACUUAUCCCCCAUUAUUGAUGCCCUCCUUAAAGUUCACUCUUUUAGCGUUGAUGCAGUGGACAUACUUUGUAGAUCGCGUUCUAUCUUGAACCAAGAGUAUGUCUUGUCUUUAAUGCGGGCAGUCGAUUCAAAGCUUCGAAUUGCCAAUCUCCAGGAUAUGUUAUUGAGAAAGGAUAUCAUAUGGGAACUUUUUGAAGGUGGUUCGAAUUGCCGUCUGCUAAAACUGAGGUCUACUGAGAUUCAGAAACUCAACGUGACUGGGAAUUUCAUGCAGCUACACACCCUCAAUCUGGAUUUCUGUUCUUCCCUCGUUUCUCUGGAGAAGGAUUGCUUUGCUAACAUGCCCAAGUUAACUUGUCUGUCAAUGUGCGGGACGAGAGUAGCUGAUCUUUGGACAACCAGUACUGCGUUGUCAAGACUGACUUGUUUGGCAGAAUUACGGUUCCAAAACUGUAUAUGCUGCAAAGACACUGGAAUGUGUCUUGCAUCAUCCAAUGAUUCCGAUGACCUGGUUUCUACUGGCGUCCGCGAUUUCCAGAAUACACCUCAGGAGUUACCAGAUGAUUUGGUGGAUCGAGUUCUUGAUCAGAUCAAGAAAAUUAUGGCACUAGAUUUGUCUUCUGCUUCCUGCUCUGGACCUGAAAGUUUAGAACUCGAGGUCCCUGCUGGAGAAUUGAAUGUUCAAGAGAAAAAUGAGUCUCCUCGUCCCUUGAAGCUAAGAGAUACUUCAAUUGUUUCCGAGAUGUAUGUUUCUCAUCACGCUUCACCCAUCUGCUUUGAGAAACACUACAGGGAGUACAUGAUUACAUCGUUGCCUCAUCUGCAAGUGCUAGAUAAUAUGCCUGUAAGGAAAAAGGAUCGGGAAAUAGCCAAGGCCGUCUUCUCAACUUCCUAUGAGUAUUUACCUUACAAGCGCCCGCAUAAAGAGAGUGUUCUUAGAGUUUUGCAUAUGCGUGAAACUGGAACAAACAAUCUGUACUCUAGAAAAUCGGCAAGAGUGGAGAGGCCAGCUUCUCGGGGAAAUAGCCAGUUUUCCUAUUACAGGUCCCUUUGUGCUGCGAAAUUCGGGGCUUCAUCAUGGCCUUCUGCAAACCCCUUGUCUCAGAUUUGCAAUAUUAUUAAUGAAGACAACAAGAUUCCUCAACCAAGACAGUUUGAGUACCACCCAUCUGAUCCUAGUCUAAUGUCAUUUGGUACCUUGGACGGGGAGGUGGUUGUUGUAAACCACGAGAGAGGAAAUAUCGUGACUAGAAUUCCACCUUUUGGAAUGACAAAUAGCGUUUUGGGGCUUUCUUGGCUUAACAAGCAUCCAUCUAAGCUGCUUGUUGGUUCCGAUGAUGGUUCUUUGAGAUUGUAUGACAUCAAUCAUGUUCGGGAAGAAGCAGAAGGCUACUAUUACACCUCUGCCCCUGUAAUUUUCGAGAGUUUUGAGCACUUGACUUCAGUUCAUGUCAAUUCAACCGAUGAUCAAUUCCUCACGAGUGGUUAUUCCAAGAAAGUCGCUAUAUAUGACAUUUGCAGCGGCAAGCGCAUACAUAUGUUCAGUGACAUGCACACCGAACCCAUAAAUGUUGCUAAGUUUGCAAACCACUCCCCUAACGUGUUGGUCACAUCAUCAUUCGACCACGAUGUCAAGCUCUGGGAUUUACGACAGCAACCAAUGCGGCCUUGCUAUACAGCUUCAAGUUCGAGGGGAAAUGUGAUGGUUUGCUUCUCGCCUGAUGACCUUUAUCUGCUCGUAUCUGCUGUAGACAACGAGGUGAAACAACUUCUGGCAGUAGAUGGAAGACUUCAUACAGAUUUUGGGAUACACUCAACCGGAAGUGCUCAUAACUACACCCGCUCAUAUUACAUGAACGGAAGGGACUACAUCGUCAGUGGAAGCUCUGAUGAAUCAGUUGUCCGCAUUUGCUGUGCUCAAACCGGGAGGCGGCUGAAGGACUUGUAUUUGGAGGAUAGGGACUUUGGGCACUCGAUGUUCGUGCAAUCGUUGAGAAGUGAUCCCUUUCGACACUUUCACUUGGCUGUCUUGGCUACCUAUGCUCAUCCCUGCUCAAAACGCGAUAUCAUCAAGGUCAAUUUGCUGGAAUCUGCCCAAUCUAAGGAAAACUUGGGAUGGGAAGACUCAUUCCAGAUUUCCAACAGUCUUGGGGGUUGAAUUAUUUACUUCUGCAAAUCUGUAUGUAUUGUUCAUAUACUAUUUCAUGACAGUUGUAUAUAAUUUUCUCCCAUUUCAUUGUAUAAUAUACAGUCACCAGGCUGAACAUAUACUACUAGAAGUAAUUUCUUCAUUAAGAAUAAAACUACAAUGUUGCAA